Protopterus annectens (West African lungfish) is the source of this 3257-nucleotide messenger RNA. Its product is annotated as piggyBac transposable element-derived protein 5-like. The record is from RefSeq and is a predicted model, not a curated record. Lineage: Eukaryota; Metazoa; Chordata; Ceratodontiformes; Protopteridae. Bases 95 to 2659 code for a protein of 854 amino acids. The transcript is spliced from 4 exons. Gene Ontology annotation, biological process: regulation of DNA-templated transcription.
UUCAUGUGUUGGACAGUACAGAAAUACUUUUGAUUCCUGUGGAGCUUAGACCUCGCAAGCAGUUGUUUGAUUCCCCUGAACACUGUGGAACAUCAUGAAUUUGGAGGUGCCAGAAAGCUUUGAAGAUGUCGCUAUUGAGUUUUCAACAGAGGAGUGGAAGAUGCUGACCAAACAACAGAAAGAGCUGUACAAGGAAGUGAUGGUACAGAACUAUGAGAACAUGAUUUCACUAGGGUAUGAUAUCGCAUGGGAGCAGUUUUGGUCUUUUAUUGAGAGAGACAGGAGUAUUCCAGCAUGUAAUACCAAAGGAGUUAAAGUACUGGAACAAAAUACACUUCCUGAUGCCGUGACCAGUGAUGUCAAGACACUGCAUGCCAAAGGAAAAGUAGCUAAAUGGAAAAGAGCGAAGCGUUGCUUACUGCCACACAAGUCACAGAGCAAGACGUCGACCAUGGAAAAUCAUGGGGGGAAUGCUGCCAUGGAGGAAGAUGAUAGAGGAGAAUCUGUAGCAGAGGCCACUAAUUCUGACCUUGGCUUUCUUCCAGAUGACAGUGAUGAGAAAAGGAGUGAAGAAGACAGCAAUCUGUUUGCCACAUUACAAAAAUGUCUGUACUACCAUGGUGAUGAGGAAAAUGGUCUCAAACAUGUGGAGAUCACAAAACAUCAGUUACCUGCAAACCCGGUAGACCUUGAGGAUGGUUGCACCUUCUGCAACCAUGGCAAAAGCAGUUUUCAGGUCUCUGUGCAGCAGUCAUUUACUAAGUCCUGUGGAGAACAACUGUGCUGUGUGGUGCACUCUAGGCACUCUCCAAGUCUUGAGGAUCCACUGUCCUCAGGUGAUGAUGAACCCCUGGGUCUGGUGAUGCGUUCCAGGCAGUUUUCUUCUGACAGUGAAACAUUCCAGCCAACUAACUCUCCAGAAGAAUCCCAUUCUGAAGUAGCACAGUCGCCAAUGUAUAUACCACCUUCAGUGCAGGAACCUUUGUGUCCUGAAGAAGAAUAUAGCCAUACUGAGUGGAACAGUCAGGAAGAAGAGUUCCAGCACCAUGAUGAAAAUCCCACUAACACAGUGCUUCCACAUCGUAAUGCAACUAACUGUGAAGGUGCCAGUCCCACACCCACAUGUGAAUGGGAUAGUGAAUUACAUCAUGUGCAUGUGAAGGAGUUUGUGGCACCAGUGGGACCCACAACAUAUAUGUCCUCAGAACGGAAUGAGCUGGACUUCCUAAAUCUUAUGUUUCCCCCAUUGUUGUACACAAAAAUUGCAGAAGAGACCAACCGCUACAGUGUACAAUGUCAGUGUGCUGCAGGGCAGGCAGAUCCACGUUGGAAACCAGUCAGUGCAGAUGACAUCAAGGCAUUCCUUGCAAUGCAUAUCUACAUGUCCCUGGUACGUCUUGCUGAGUACAGAAAGUACUGGGACACUCAUACUUUGUAUGGCAAUUACCCCAUAGGGAAGAUAAUGCCCCGUGUAAGAUUUGAAAAAAUUCGCCAGUACUUCCACCUCAAUGACAACACCACCAACCCCCCCAAGGGUCACCCUGGCCAUGACAAGCUGCAUCCUAUCAGACCUGUUAUGAAGUUGCUACUUAAAACAUUCAAAACACAAUAUAACCUUCAUAGAGAGGUUUCUGUGGAUGAGGCAGUGGUAGCAUUCCGUGGCAAUCUUACCUUCCGACAGCACAUACCAGCCAAACCACAAAAGUAUGGAGUGAGGGUGUGGGUACUGGCAGAUGGUCACAAUGGCUACAUCAGUAACCUCCACGUUCACACUGGAAAAGAGGAAGGCAUAUCAGAAGAUGGACUUGCACAUCUUGUAUUGAUGAAGCUUACUAAGACUCUGCAUGGAAAAUAUCAUCAUGUGUACUUUGAUAGCUACUUCACAUCAGUCAGCGUGGCCAAAGCAUUGCUCGAGCAUGGAGUGUACUGCUGUGGGUCUGUGGGCACAAAUCGUUCUGAAUGGCCAGGUGACCUCAACAAUAUGGCUAUUAAGAAACUUCAGCAAGGAGAUAUAAUUCAGCGACAAAGUGGACCCUUGCUUGCUACAGCAUGGAAAGACAAUCGUACAGUCUUUCUGCUGUCAACAAAUACAGACCCAAUCGAACUGCAGUCUACUAUCUGCAAAAGGCAGCAAGAAGGAACCCAUGUGCAGAUACCAUGUCCUUCUCAUUUGCCACGCUACAAAAAUUAUAUGAGUGGUAUGGAUGUUGCAGGCCAGCUGUGCACAAAAUAUACAACCGGUAGAAGGGCAGUGAAGUGGUGGAUAUAUCUGUUUUGGUUUCUCUGGGAUGUUGCUGUUACAAAUGCAUUCAUACUAUUUCGAGACAGUGAGAAUCACCAGGUUCAUUCUCAAUAUGGUAAUAUUCGUCGACGAACACAAUUGGUGUUCCGAGAAGAGUUGUCAACACUCAUGCUAGCUCGUCAGCUGUCCGGUUCUAUGGUAUACCGGAAAAGGAGAGCUCCUGUGAAAGGAAUGAAUAUGCCAUUGCAGAGUGGACCACAUUACCCAAUUAGAAUGCUUAAAGCUCGAUGUCAAAGUUGUCUCUUACAAAAGAAACGCACGGAGCCAUCACAAGGCUGUAUGGCAUGUGGUAUUAACUUGUGCAUUGACUGUUUUGCAGCAUACCACAAUUAUGAAGAGUCUGGUGGCUCAUCAUGAUGUGCGUAUAUGCUGUCAUAAAGUUAAACUAGUAUUGCAUUCAAGGCAAUCAUCCACCUUGUGGUAUGACUGUGCUAUGGAAGCAUGAUUUCCAUGGCUGCAUUUUGCCCAUAGUGGUAAGAAGUCAGUGGCUGUAUUCUGUCAUGUUAUAUGCAGCCACUAUAAAUGUGCCAGUGCGUAGAACUGCAUUUUCUGCUUAGCAGUCUUGCACCCAAGUGCUGAAGGUUGGAAGUUAUGCCCAAGACCAUAUUUUAUAACUGAUAUCAGCUGGUGAGAAAACGGUAAAAGUGGUAUAUGCUGAAUUGUGCACUACCUUUUAAUUGCAAGAAGGAAAAUAUAUGCCAGUGUUCAAUAUUGCAACCCUUGUACCUAGGAAGGAAUAACCGUAACCAUACACUACUACAGGUACGUGUAUGGGUGAAGAGUACCUGGACUGAUCUGCACACAGAUAAUGAAGACCAUAGACUUUCCGCAGGUAUGAAGGAAGUAAGUUACUAAAAUGGACUUGCAGAACUAUUGCAACUAUAUGUAUUUCAUCAUGAGAAAGGAUACUGCAUAUCGCUCCUAAAGUCGCUAGUCAUUUAAUAGCAAAGUCUAC